Molecule: messenger RNA, 1941 nt
Organism: Engraulis encrasicolus (European anchovy)
Lineage: Eukaryota; Metazoa; Chordata; Actinopteri; Clupeiformes; Engraulidae
Product: collagen alpha-3(VI) chain-like
Exons: 10
Coding region: 97-1275 (392 amino acids)
Molecular function (GO): extracellular matrix structural constituent conferring tensile strength
Source: RefSeq, a predicted model, not a curated record
UGAUAAAUAUAGCCAGUCUGCACGUACAAGUAGCAUUUUUGGGGGCAGAAGCCAGAAGCAUUUUAUGUUGCACAGAUCUGAAACACUGUAAAAACUAUGUCAGCACCUAGAGUUAGUGCAUGCAGAAUCUUGGUGUAUUUUGCCAUAGCAUUAAUUCAGGGAUGGACUGUUGGGAUUACAGCGCAAGGGUCAUCUCCAAGUUGCCAAGAUGUUGAAACAGAAGUUGUGUUUUUAUUCGAUGGAUCAAAGGACUUGAACAAUUCAGACUUCCUCCUGCUCAAAAAUGCCAUCGCCACCUACAUCAAUCAGUCAUCUGAGAAAACAUUUAAGUUUGCCGCAGUCCAGUUUUCACACAACUUCAAAACAGUGUUCACAUUUAAAGACUACCAGGAUGGCCGUGCUUUGGACUACCUCAAACUGGAGGUGCAAAUGGCAGCCCAGAGAAACACCUAUGGGGCAAUGGAGUAUGCUCUAAAUGUAUUUACAACAGCAGCUGACAUUGCAGAAAGGUUUCUGAUCAUUUUUACACGUGGACCUCCCGAUGAUAAAGCAGAGGAUUACCAGCAUGUGCUCCAAGCAUACAAGGAGAAAGACAUUCAAACUGUUUUCAUCAAGGAUAAUCAACCCUUCAACCCUCCAACAUUUACCAUCAAAGAUUUCAGAUUUCAGCAUGUAUCUGAGAAGCUGAAUCUCAUUCUAGGUGAUCCUAUUGAGAAAUUAGAUGUGGUCUUUCUGUUCGAUGGAUCCUUGAGCAUGAAAACUGAAGGUUUUAACAGGAACAAAGACUUCAUUUCAUCCUUCAUGCAGAAACAAUCUGGCAAAUUCAUUCAGUAUGCAGCGGUGCAGUUUUCAUCUAAUGUGAGAUCAGUCUUCACAUUUCAAGACUACCAGGAAGGGAAGGCUUUAUCUUCUCUCCAGAAUGAACAGCACAUGAAAUCAUUGACAAAUACUCACAAGGCUUUGCGAUACACACUAGACAACAUUUUUGAUGACCCAACAGCUGGUGGAAGGAAAAGUGCAAGCAAAGUUGUGGUCCUUAUAACUGAUGGAAAUCCGUCGGACUCUGCAAAAUGGGAGGGCGUUAACAUAUUGUCUACUUAUGAGGAGAGGAACAUCGGCCGUAUUGUCAUUGGAGUGGGAUCAGAGGUUUCAAGCCACCAUCUACAACGUAUUGCUUCUGUGGAUAAAUAUACAAAUAUUAUGGACUAUAGUGGACUGGAGCAUAUGCAUCCAGUGAUAUUCAAGAUGUUGCUGGGAACCGCUAAGGUUUGCUAACUGUUAUUGGGGAGAGAUGGCAGCAGAAGAGGGCACCCCCAUGGCUAAUCAAGGACUGUUUUUGUGCUGUAUAUCUGAAGGACACAUCCCACAGUAGCAAUAGCUGUCUCAUAAAAAAACGUUAUUACCUCUUUGUAAAUAAUGAAGUAAUUCCCAAAAAAUUGUCCUUCAAAAAGCAAAAGAGAAGAAAACACUUGAUAUAGAAGUGGCAAACAAAGGCUACAUCAAACUCAUCCAGUAGGAGCUGACCACUGCUGUGCAGCUGUAGAACUAAGGUAGGCCUAUCCUACUGGAACUACACUAUAUGAAACCAAAAGUCACCUACUGUGUGCAGCCAGCUUCGCUGCUUGGCCCCUAAUAAUAAUUAAGAAAACCUACUAACACUCUAGGGGCCUUCGCCAGCUUCGCUGCUUGGCCCCUAAUAAUAGUAAUAAUAUGAGUAAUAAUAAAUUAAUCAAGUAAACACAGAAUGUGACUUAUAUUCUAUCAUCUAGGCCUAUGUCUCUUAAAUGUUACCCAUUCCACUUUUGCCUUCCUCUCCUUUAUCCUGACCUGAAUCAAGAGCACAACAUCAACCCACUUGGUCAACGACAGAAUUUCAACUUAAAAUGUCAUCUGUAUCAUUUGUGCUAGUGUUCUUACGUGUGUAAAAUAAAACAUAUAAAC